CCUGUCCCCCGGUGGCCCUCCGACUGACUCCCGACGCGCCCCGGCCGACUCGCGAGGCCCUCCGGCUGCCUCCCGACGCCCUCCUCGCCUCGCCUGCGGAAGAAGAGGCUGGCCGGCCGCUCGCCCGCUCUCCGCCCUCGCCUGGCGCAGCGGGAGUCGUGUGGCUUUGGCUCGGCUUGCUCAGGCCUUUCUCCCCUGCGUCGGCAGAGGGCUCUUGAUGAUCUAAGGAAAGGGAAUCGCAGCCGCGAGACAUUCAUUCUGGAGGACAUGGUGAGUUCAGCUGACAUAUAAGAGAGAGAGGAGUCCUAAGCGCCAUCCGUGCGAGAGGAUAGAUCUAGGCCGUGCUUCGCAGCAGGCGCACGCCCGCGCCCCCGACGUGAGUGUCGCAGCGAAGCCGCCUUUCCAGCCAUGGAUGCCGGCCUGCGGCGGUGGGUCGAGAGCAACAGCGCGCCCGUGAGGAGCGAGGGCCACUUCACGGUCCGCGAAGUGAGGACGACGACCGUGCUAGACGACCCGACGAGCAAGGUGCGGGUCCUGGCCGUGGGCCCCGACAACGGCGGCGAAGUAAAGAAGGUGCUCCUGCUGGGAGAGACCGGGAACGGCAAGACGCACUUCUGCAACGCCCUCGUCAACAGGCUGUUCGGCGUCAGGCUGGGGGACGACGUGCGCCUCCAGCUGCGGGACCAGAUGGACGACCCCGGCAAGAGCUCGACGCAGAGCCAGACGGAGUACACGACGGCGUACGUGAUCUACCGCCAGAACGGGAUGCCCUGCGGCCACAACUACAUGGUGAUCGACACGGCGGGCGUGGGGGACACGGGCGGCUGCCUUCGGGAGGAGAGCAACGAGCGACAUUUCCGGCGGUGCUUGGUCGAGCACGCCUGGAUCACGGAGCUGAGCAGCGUCGGGCUGGUGUGGAAGGCCAGUGACCACAGGUACGACCAGAGGAAGAGGGACGUUCUGGGCAAACUAAAGGGCCUCUUAGGCUAUGACGCGAAGCCAAUAACUGAUAUUCUGGUCACGUUCUCCACCAAUGGGUCUCGCGAUGCCUUCGACAUCAUGAGAGAGGCAGGCGUUGGCUACCGCGGAGAAUUCCUGUUCGACAAUGCGCCUCUGUACAAAGGUUGGCCCCAGGACAAGAUGCGGAGGAAGAAGCUGGAGAUCGAGUGGGAGAUGAUGGAGGAGAGCCUCAACGCUUUCCUCGAAGCUCUGAGUCAGAGGAAGGCUGUCGAGCUGAAUGUAACAGUGAAGCUGAUCCGCUCGCAGUUCGAACUUGAAGACACCAAGGCGGAGCUGCAGGCCCUUUGCCAGCAGGAGGACGAAUUUCGGCAGACGAUUGAGAGGCACGAGGGGAAGCUGUGCAGACUUGAGGGCAAAGAGUCAGAGGUGGACUGGGACGAAGUGCGGGCGCUGGACAGCAGCAGGGAGGAGCUGGUCUUGGAGAACGGAAAACACUGCCACUACUGCCCCGAAUGCGACAAGGUAUGCGUGCCUCUGUGCUCUUCGAACCCUGCUAAUGAACGAACCGAGAAGGUUGUCGGGGAGGCAACAAACGCGGGAUCAUCAAGAGUAAUAUGCUCGUUUUUUAAAGAUGGUUCUCAUAACUGCCCAGAAUGUGACCAUCGCCAAAUCGAUCACGAAUUCAGAGGUAAAAUCCUCGUCAAAGAGGCCACCUUCGAACAGAAAGUGGAAUUGGUCAGGAAAGCUCAGUAUGAGAGAGUCAUGGAUCAGAAAGACGGCAUUCGAACUGAUAUUGAAGCAUAUGAAGCACACCUGAAAGAAAUCGAGAAUCAAAACAGGGGGCUGAUAACCACGUGGUGCAGACUCGAAGAACGGAUCAGGCAUUUGAAACUUGGAAACUGAAAGCGCUCAGCAAGGAACAUUUUCCGGCCGAUCCUGCAGUGAUAUUGCAGAUAUGUACACUGCAAAGUAUUCUGAAUUAUUGCUGCUGAAAAUGGCAAUAAGAUGUUGACCAAAAAAUAAAUCGAAUUAUACA
Penaeus chinensis is the source of this 1996-nucleotide messenger RNA. RefSeq lists its product as uncharacterized. Bases 409 to 1863 code for a protein of 484 amino acids. The transcript has a single exon. The record is from RefSeq and is a predicted model, not a curated record. Lineage: Eukaryota; Metazoa; Arthropoda; Malacostraca; Decapoda; Penaeidae.